This is a messenger RNA of Didymodactylos carnosus, 1290 nucleotides long. The record is from the annotation of a GenBank genome assembly. Lineage: Eukaryota; Metazoa; Rotifera; Eurotatoria; Philodinida; Philodinidae.
AUGUCAUCGUCACUAAGACAUAAAAAAUCGAUGAACAACAAACGAAAGAUAAUGAAAACAACAGAUUCAACGAUAUUUCGAAAUGCCGAAAUAGAAGCGAAUAUCGAGUCGUUGUUGCAAUUAUUGAAACGUCACAUAUUAGAAAUGAAGAGUGAAACAUUAUUAGUAUCAGGUUUUCCAUCAUCUGGAAAAACAAAAGUACUUGAGCAUAUAUUUACAAAUUUAAAAACAGAUCCCAUAGUUAAUGAUCGAAUGACUAUUAUUCGACUUAAUGGUCUAUUGCACGCAGUUGAAACACCAGCUUUACAAGAAAUUGCCUCACAAUUAGACAUGUAUUUAUCGGAUUGUAAUAUAGAUCCCGAUUUAUCAACAGUUCCUAUUGAUAAUUUACAAUUAUUAUUGGAAAUGUACAUUUCAAAAUUAAACAAAUCAAAUAGAUGUUUUAUUAUUGUUUUAAAUCAAUUUGAAUAUUUUGCCCAACAAAAAUUAAAUUCAAUACUCUAUGCAUUAUUCGAUACUGUUUAUGCCGAUAAAUCAACUUUAGCAUGCUAUUCAAUUAUAACAAUUGCUGUAUCUAAUCGCGCCGAUUGUCUCGAAUUACCGGAAAAACGUUUAAAAUCACGUUUUUCAAACAUUCAUAUCAUUAUAAAUGCACCAAACUCAAUAGAUUUUGCCAAGGAUUGUUUACAACGUUUCGGUAGUACUAGGGAUCACUCAAAUGAAUUGAUGGCUAUGGAUAAAGCUUUUUCAACCUAUAAUUCAUUAGCAAAUAUCGAACAAACUCUAAUAAAAAUGCUUCGUUGUUGUCAUGAUAAUAAUACAAUCGAUGAUAUAGGCGAAACAUUUAAUCGACCAAACACACAAAUUCAUGGAUGUUUAACACAUUUGGAAAUACUGUUAUUAUUGAUUGGGUUAAAUAUCGUCAAACAGAUUGAAUUGAAUUCUGGUAAAAGAAUACAUCAUACUGUAGAUAGCGAUGACGAAGAUGGAAAUGAUGGACAACAAAUAAAUGACACAAGAAUUACAUUUGAACAAGUUUAUAACGAAUAUUCAAAAUAUAUUUUAAAAAAUCAAAAAUACUUUUACGAUAAAGGUGUUGUUAGCAAAGCAUUUGAUCGAUUGAAAGAUCGAGGUUUGUUAGAAAAACAUCGUAAUCGAUAUAUGAACGAAAAAUUUAAUGACGAAGAAAUAUUAUCAUUUAGUUUGAAAUGCGAUGAACUACAAUCUGUUUUAGAUUCCACAACAAUUCCAACAGAAAUUCGACGCUAUGGAAAAAUGAAUAAUAUAUAA